Messenger RNA from Anopheles gambiae (African malaria mosquito), 1072 nucleotides. Its product is annotated as cuticle protein CP14.6. NCBI's taxonomy places the organism in Eukaryota, Metazoa, Arthropoda, Insecta, Diptera, Culicidae. Gene Ontology annotation, molecular function: structural constituent of chitin-based larval cuticle. The transcript has 3 exons. The record is from RefSeq and is a predicted model, not a curated record. Bases 99 to 503 code for a protein of 134 amino acids. Gene Ontology annotation, cellular component: chitin-based extracellular matrix.
GGUUUCUGGACGUUAUGUGUUAGUCAAACCUUCGCGACGCUAGAAACAGGUUGUACGGCUUUUAUGUUGCGCUGUUGUAGUUUAAUUCCCCAUCCAUCAUGUAUCGGUAUUGUGUGUGUCUUCUUGCCUUUUUACUGGCAUCAACGCUACUGACCGACGCCCGACCGGCGAUGGAGAAAGACCACAACUUCCACUACUAUGAGAUAAUAAGCACUGAAAAUGGGCAAUUGUUUUCCUAUAAAACGAAGGACAAUCAGUGGCGCGAUGAAACAGUUGAGACCGAUCCCAAGACCGGCAAGCUGGUCAUCUCAGGCUGGUACCGCUACGUCGGGCCCGAUGGCGUCACCUACCAGGUCAAGUACGUGGCGGACGAGAAUGGCUACCGGCCGCUCGGGAUGCAUCUGCCCGGGGCCGAUCUGUCCGAUCCGACCGCGUUCAGCGUGCUUACGCCACUCGUCGAUAGUGGCGUUUCGCGAACAGUGCUUCUAUCCCUAGUCGGCUGACAUCAGCAAACGGGGGCGAUAUAAAUUACAAUUUUGUGCGUGUGCUAUUUUAAAUGCGGUUAAAUUAUGGAAAUCCUAUCUUUAGUAGUUUGGUACGAUUAGCAACGUGGUAUUGAUAGUAUUAAAAUUUGAAGACAAAAAAUGAAACACGAUACACGUCGGAACGAAGACGAACAGCAUUGUGGAACCUGUCCCUGUCAGUAGCAUAACCGAUCACCGCGCAGCGAGCGUUGAUUUGUGAGUUCGCUUGCUGGAAUCAUACUCGAUUAACAUCUCCUAGGAUCGUUCGAAGGCAACGACCUUGCUUGAAACGGCUCUUCGGGGGCCUCUUCGCUUCUCGGGCUUGGGCAACGACAGACGCACUAAUCAAGCGCUAUCGCACCCAUCGGCGAGCAUCGGUUUUUGCUAGCUUUUACGCAGAAGCUUGGAAGCUGCGUAGACGUGCUGAGGAUGCCAACGAGUGUGGUUGUUUUUUUUUUUUUGUGCGAAGAAAAAAAUCUGAAGCAAAGGAGUAAAGCAGUUUUAUUUUUUGUAGAGAAAGAUUCUAGGAAAUAAAAUGCGUGCGGUAA